GAAGGAUCACAGAUUUAGUCAGAUCAAGAGGGGAAAAAAAGCAUCAAGACGGGUAUUUCCCAAGCUUUAUAAUGAAUAUUUCUGUCGUACGAUUUUUAGUUACAUGUGGAUGUCAAAUGGACAGCAUCAUAAAACACUUACUCAAAAAGGAUGAAUUUAUUAGUUUCACUUUGUAUUAUCUUUCUGGUAUCAAAACAGGUAUACAUGGCAUGGUGCCCACUUGGUACAGCAUUUGUCAAGUUUCGUGAUCAUUUUGAAUGUCAACGAUGUACAAAAUGUCUACCAGGAUAUGAACUCUCUCUUGAAUGUAACAAUAUACACCCACACAAAGGCCCUAUUCACAUGAAUUGCAAGCCAUGCGCAAAUGGUACCUACACACCAAACUCUUACAGUUCGUGUAGAAUGUGCUCUCCUCCAUGUGGUAAAAAUGAGUAUGAAGCAGAACCCUGUCAUGCUUCACAAAACCGACAUUGUGAGUGUAAAGUCGGCUACACACGACAUAUUGCAACAUCUGUUUGCAUGGAAAAGUCAUAUGUGCAACAGUUUGAAAAAAGUCCUUAUGCUAUGAUGCUGAAAGAUUUUAUUUCUGCAAGGAAAAAUUACUAGAUUAUUUUUAUAUAAAUUAUUUAUCUAAUGUAUCUGUUUUUAUAUUUGUGUUUAUAACAUCCUACCCUCUCAACAGAAAGAAAAAGUUUAGCUUUAUUAAUUUGAGUGGCUUUUAUAACAGAAAUGGAUCUUAUCUUUUCUAAAUAUUCCAUGAUGGUUUUAUAAAAUAGCAUGUGUGUUUUUAAAAAAGAAUUGUGACAUGAUCAUGAAGAUUUGUAGCUUGUUUUCAAAAUUUUACUUUAAAAAAUUAUUAAAAUUUUUUUUUUUUUAAUUUCUGCAACUAAUCUAGGUUUGAUGUUAAUUAUGAAAGUAUAUAGAUGUAGAUGCUGAGAAUUUUGAUUGACCAAUAUCUGUGGAAUAAAAACUAUAUAUUUCGUGCUUUAGUAAUAAUAUUGUCUAAAUUUU
Messenger RNA from Hydractinia symbiolongicarpus, 1011 nucleotides. RefSeq names its product tumor necrosis factor receptor superfamily member 6B-like. NCBI's taxonomy places the organism in Eukaryota, Metazoa, Cnidaria, Hydrozoa, Anthoathecata, Hydractiniidae. The record is from RefSeq and is a predicted model, not a curated record. Gene Ontology annotation, molecular function: protein binding. The transcript has 5 exons. Bases 151 to 606 code for a protein of 151 amino acids.